Molecule: messenger RNA, 964 nt
Organism: Vicia villosa (hairy vetch)
Lineage: Eukaryota; Viridiplantae; Streptophyta; Magnoliopsida; Fabales; Fabaceae
Product: elongation factor 1-delta-like
Exons: 7
Coding region: 70-765 (231 amino acids)
Biological process (GO): translational elongation
Cellular component (GO): cytosol; eukaryotic translation elongation factor 1 complex
Molecular function (GO): guanyl-nucleotide exchange factor activity; translation elongation factor activity
Source: RefSeq, a predicted model, not a curated record
CUCUUGUUGCUACUCCUUUUGCUGCUACUUCAACUUUUGCCUCUCUCAACCCAAGAAAAGCGAACAAAAAUGGCAGUUACUUUGUAUAACCUUAAAUCUGAAUCUGGGUUGAAGAAACUUAACGAGUACCUUCUUACUCGCAGUUAUAUCACUGGGUACCAAGCUUCAAAGGAUGAUAUCACUGUCUAUUCAGCUUUGUCAUCAGUUCCAUCAGAUGAAUAUGUGAAUGUUGCUAGGUGGUACAAGCACAUUGAUGCUUUGUUGAGAAUUUCUGGUGUUUCUGGCGAAGGAUCUGGUGUCAUUGUGGAAUCUUCUCUUGUUGCGGAAGAGGCUAUUGCCACUCCUCCAGCUGCUGACACAAAGGCCACUGAAGCAGAGGAUGACGAUGACAGUGAUGUGGAUUUGUUUGGUGAAGAGACUGAGGAAGAGAAGAAGGCAGCUGAGGAACGGGCAGCAGCUGUGAAGGCAUCUGGCAAAAAGAAAGAGAGUGGAAAAUCAUCUGUUUUGUUGGAUGUGAAGCCAUGGGAUGAUGAAACCGACAUGAAAAAGCUUGAAGAAGCAGUGAGAUCUGUUAAGUUGGACGGGUUGUUAUGGGGUGCAUCCAAACUUGUUCCUGUUGGGUACGGUAUCAAGAAACUUCAAAUUAUGAUGACCAUUGUUGACGACUUGGUUUCUGUCGACAAUAUGGUUGAGGAUUAUCUUACUGUCGAGCCGAUCAACGAGUAUGUCCAGAGUUGUGACAUUGUGGCCUUCAAUAAAAUAUAAUCUGCUAUUCAUGUGGGCCUGAAAGUGGGGAGAAAUUGCAAUUAUUAGAGAUGACAAUCAAGGGUUUCUGUUAUAUUAAUUAAGCUGAGAUUUUUGUUUUUUUUGAGACUUAUCUGCCACCGUUGUGUCAUUUGAUGAAUUUUGUCUUGUGAUUUCAUCACUGUUAAGUGGAUUGUGUUAUAAUUAUUUAAGUUAAGAA